AUGAGCGAGUACGAAUUCGUGGGCGGCGAAAAUGGUGGCGAUGAGGACAGAGUAACGGAGUGGGAGGUUGGGCUACUGAGCAUCGACGAUUUGAUGCCGUUAUCGCAACUGUUGAUACCACCGGAGCUGGCUUCGGCGUUAGUAUUUCACCCGAAACUUACAGGACCGCCGUGGAAGUCAACUGCACAUCACACACAACAAGUAGAAGAAGCCGAUUCGGCACUCCGUAACAACGAGAACGACAAGUUGUCGAUGGCGGCCAAGAUCAGCGAUUCACAAACGUGGUGGAUCAGUGCUGCUAUGAUUGACCAAGAGAUGUGCUUGGAUGGGUUGGGAAGAGAAGAAAGUAGCUCUGGUCUGGAGAGGCAAAAAGAGUGUGAGUGA
This is a messenger RNA of Quercus lobata, 384 nucleotides long. RefSeq names its product transcription factor BOA-like. Lineage: Eukaryota; Viridiplantae; Streptophyta; Magnoliopsida; Fagales; Fagaceae. The transcript has 2 exons. Bases 1 to 384 code for a protein of 127 amino acids. The record is from RefSeq and is a predicted model, not a curated record.